Vigna unguiculata (cowpea) is the source of this 2057-nucleotide messenger RNA. Its product is annotated as 7-methylxanthosine synthase 1-like. The record is from RefSeq and is a predicted model, not a curated record. Gene Ontology annotation, molecular function: methyltransferase activity. NCBI's taxonomy places the organism in Eukaryota, Viridiplantae, Streptophyta, Magnoliopsida, Fabales, Fabaceae.
UUGUUGAGUGUCAAAAUAAUACUCUUUCCUGUAUAAAUGUUGAAACUUUUCAAAGCCUAACAUAAUUCUUGGUCACUUUUGUAUUGUUGAGAGUCCAUGCAUUACAUAAUGGCAACCGAGAGAGUGCUUCAUAUGAAGGGUGGAGAUGGAGAAACCAGCUAUACCAAAAACUCCUUACUUCAGAGAAAAGUGGCAAGCAUGGUGAAACCUAUACUUGAAGAUACUGUAAAACGGUUGAUGUCAAACUUUAGUUCAGAAAGGUGUUGGAAAGUAGCAGAUUUGGGAUGCUCUUCGGGGCCAAAUUCACUCUUUUUUGUGUCAAACAUGUUAAGCAUAAUGGAUAAUGUUAGCAUGAGCAUAAACCAUCGUAAGCCACGUGUAUUUCAAAUUUACAUGAAUGAUUUAUUUGGAAAUGAUUUCAACACCAUCUUCAAGUUGAUCCCUGACUUCUUCCAAAGAAUACAUGAAGAAAAAAACGACAACCAUGGACGAUGUUUUAUUCAUGCAACACCUGGAGACUUCUAUGGAAGGCUUUUUCCUGAUGAUUACAUCCAUUUCUUUCAUUCCUCCUACAGUCUCCACUGGCUAUCUCAGGCACCAAAAAGCUCGACCAACAUAGACGAACCACUCAACAAGGGAAAUGUUUAUAUAACAAAUACAAGCUCUCCUUCUAUCCGUGAAGCAUACUUCAACCAAUUUGAAAAGAAUUUCAAACUUUUUCUAAAAUCACGUUCAGUGGAGUUAAAAUCAGAUGGUGUUAUGUUACUUACAUUAAUUGGUAGAGAUGAAACUCAUAAAAUUGGUAAUCCUGUAGAGGUAAUUGGAAUGGUACUCAAUGACAUGGUUCAAGAGGGUCUGGUUGAAGAGAAAAAAUUAGACUUCUUUGAUCUACCUAUAUAUGGUGCCACUGCCGAAGAAGUUAGACAAGUGAUUGAAGAAGAAGGAUCUUUUGCCAUUCAAACAUUGAGGACUUUCAACAUAGGUUGGGAUGCAAAUCUUCACGAGGAUGUCGAUGAUUCUAUACUUGAUAGCAAAAUGAAAGGAGAGUUCGUAGCCAAGUCCAUUAGAGCUGUUUUUGAUCCUCUUUUGUCCGUUGAGUUUGGGGAAGAUACCAUGGAUGAAUUCUUCACAAGAUAUGCAAAGAAAGUUGCCAGUCUCAUUGAGUUGGAGACGUUGGAGUACACUAAUGUGGUAGUGUCCAUGAGCAAAGUUUCUUGAACAUGUGCAAUCGACAAGAAAAAUAAAAUUAGCUUCUAAAUAUCGAUAUUGUCCAAAUUGUGAAGCUAUCAAAGUUUGCUUAACCGAUUUUAACACGACAUAAAAAGUUAAUUUUUUAUGGCAAAAAGCGAGUGUACAGCAAAAGUUACAUUGAUUUGUUUAUGACCUUUGACACACUUAAAACCUAUCGUACUCACGAUAUUGUUACGUCAUAGUGGAAGUGGAUACUUCCUAAAAUGUUUUGAUAAGCUAGAAAACAUUGAAGAAGGAGUCAUCAUAUCCAUCUCACAUUUGAGGACUACUGUGCUAUUAUCACUAUCAAGGUGAAUCCUGAAGAAGCGAGGAGUUGCUAGUGUGGGGUUUAAAGGUAACAUCCUACACGCCUCCUACUAACCUGACAGUCACUGAAACUCCACUCCCAACAACAACUCUGGAACAACCCGCCUCUGUGCAGAUUGAUGGGCAGAGCAGUGAAAGUACCACUACGCCAACCAAUGUUUUCACGUCAUUGAAGAGGAGGUUAACUCGUAAAACAAGACCCUUCGUGACCUCUAGGGUCGAGCUCCUUGAUGACAACCGAUCUUCAUUUGAGGAGCCAAUGAUGGUUUGCCCACUAGGUGGCAAGCCAACCAGGUCACAGGUCACAAAUUGGUAUCAUAACCGAAAUCACGACAGGACGACAAACAAAAAGAAAUACAAUUUGAAAACAAAGUUUGGAGUAAUCAUAAUAGUUUAUUGUGAAAAAACUACAAGGUCCACGAAAUUUGAAUUUUGAGUCCAAGAAUCGGUUAUACUAAGGGAUAGUGUUAGCACCGUACAAUGUUUGACUAAAGACAAGA